Coccidioides immitis RS is the source of this 1658-nucleotide messenger RNA. Its product is annotated as transcription initiation factor TFIID subunit 7. NCBI's taxonomy places the organism in Eukaryota, Fungi, Ascomycota, Eurotiomycetes, Onygenales, Onygenaceae. The transcript has a single exon. The record is from RefSeq and is a predicted model, not a curated record. Gene Ontology annotation, cellular component: transcription factor TFIID complex. Bases 123 to 1658 code for a protein of 511 amino acids. Gene Ontology annotation, molecular function: RNA polymerase II general transcription initiation factor activity. Gene Ontology annotation, biological process: transcription initiation at RNA polymerase II promoter; RNA polymerase II preinitiation complex assembly.
GGCAGUUCAGCGAAGUCCUUCAGCAUUUACCUGAGGUCAUUACUGGCUUACAAUCAUUUGCUUUCCGUCAUUCUUCUACAUAAACCCCUACACUGCCCCUCCAUUGCUCAAAAGAGCACAAGAUGUCUGGCAAGCCGCCUGGCAAACCUUCCCUUAAGCUGACCUUUGGCAAGCCAAAAGUGCCACAAGCUCCGAAGCAAUCCAGUCCUCCUUCCGCAAGCUCCCCCUCGGUUACAACCCCAGGCACCCCGGUCCCAAAGCUUAAGCUCAAAUUUGGCGGUCCCAAAGCCACCGCUCCACCCGUGCCAGAAGCGACCAAGGCCGCAAAACCAAAGAAGAGCACCAAGGCAGGGUCGUCCAAAGAUGGCCCUCGCUCAUCGAAAAAGCGCACGCAUGAUGUGGUUGAAAAGGGACCGGUUGCUUCGGCGUCAGCUCCCGCGCCAGCUCAGACAGUAAAACGUAUCAAGUUCAGCGCCAAACCCCUCCCAUCCAUCCGCCUCAAGAGCAGAGGCGAGCCGCCGCGGAGACCAAAAGGUGUAGGAUACGACUCCGAAGCUUCAGAUACGGAAAUUGAUCCGGCCUUGGAAGAAGAGUUCGUUCUGCGCAUGCCACCAGGAGAAGAUUGUGACUACGUACGACAGGCUGUUGAAGAGAAACGUUUUGGCCCACGGAGUCAGGGUGGAGCGGAUAUUAGCUUUAAAGCUUUAACUCGAGAUGCACGAAGAGCUACUGUCACUGUUCGUGGGAGGAUGUAUGCGGCGUCGAUGGUAGAUCUUCCCUGCAUCGUGGAAGGGAUGAAGAGUUGGGAUAAGCGUGCAUUCUAUAAGUCAGCUGAUAUAUGUCAAAUGCUGCUUGUCCUCGGUCCAAUUAAAUCCGAAGAUGAAGCAAGAACCUACCCAUUGCCGAAAGACGUCGAGGAAUCCACGCAUCAGUACGCACACGGCCUAACUCCGCCAAUGCGAUGGGUACGCAAGAGGCGCUUUCGGAAGCGGAUUAGUAAUCGCACCAUUGAAGCUGUGGAGCUAGAAGUUGCGAGACUAUUAAAAGAUGACGCUGCAGCUAUCAAACCACCAGAGUUUGAAGUCAUGGACUACAACCAAUACAUGCGUGAAGAGUCCGCCUAUAAGGAAGAAUAUGACGAUGAACAAGAUGCUGAAGGCGAGGUCGACGAAACGGCUUACAUGCAACCUGGAACGCAGGAAGAUAUGGCUGACCUGUUUGAAGACGAUCUCGCUGCAGAAAUGGAAGCUGCAUUGGCAGCACAUGCGGAAGCCAAUUCUGUCCCUACAUCUGCCAUCACCGAUGAACAUGUUGUUGGAGGUGUUCCGGAGGCAGAGCAGGAGACCGAAGCUGAAAUUAGUACUCCCAAAGUUGCUACAGCCGGUGAAACCUCUGGUGAUGAAGAUGAAAGUGAUGAGUCAUCUCCUGAAGAUGCGAAUGCAGACUUGGACGAAGAUGCUUUGGAACAGCAGCGUCAAUUACAGCAACAGAGAGAAGAGAUCGCAGAGCUUGAGGCAUUGGUGCGUGCGGAGACUUUGAAAUGGGAGCAGAUGACGAACCCCAUAUUAAAAGGAAAGGUUGGCAAGAGAGUGCAGAGGUUGAAGCAGGAACUUGAGCUCAAGAAGGUUUCCAUUGGAGAAGGGAACACUGAUGACUGA